Molecule: messenger RNA, 3781 nt
Organism: Solea solea (common sole)
Lineage: Eukaryota; Metazoa; Chordata; Actinopteri; Pleuronectiformes; Soleidae
Gene: angpt1
Product: angiopoietin 1
Exons: 9
Coding region: 493-2109 (538 amino acids)
Biological process (GO): Tie signaling pathway; angiogenesis
Molecular function (GO): receptor tyrosine kinase binding
Source: RefSeq, a predicted model, not a curated record
CACAGUAAGCGUCUCUCUCUCUUUCUCUCUCACUCUUCCCCCAGUCGUCCAGCCAGACAGCAAAGGAGAAAGGGAAGGCAGAGACACCAGGGGAGGUCUGACGACACCAUCCCACCUCACCUACACUAAAGCCACAGACUGAUAAAAGCAUGCACGCAGCCUGCUCUCAUCUGACUUUGAUCCAGAGGAACAUCAAGGUUUUAUAACAAGACUGAGACACUGAAAGUAAUGUGUGCACACUUCACUGCCAGGACGAGAUCUUAAAGGAGCUUUGAGGGACUUGGCAUGUCUAAGUGUCCGUGUUAAGAGUCUGCUGUGGCUUUCAAUACUGGCGCUCCAAUGUAAGGAUGGAUGACACAUGUUCCAGGCCAACGGUGUUCUUCACCGUUUUCUGAUCCAACUUUAAAAAAGGAAACUUUCAGCCAAGAAGAAGAAGAAGAAGACGACACAGCUGAAGAAACAAAAACUCAAUUGUAACUUUUAAAUUAAAAGAUGCUGAGGUACAACUUUGGCCACCACUUGCUCUCGCUGGCGGCCCUUCUGGUAAUUGCGAGCUGCGGAGGAGGGGAGCCAAGAAGAGGGACGGAAAGCAGCACCAGUGGCACAGGUGGCAGCAGCAGCAGCAGCAGUGGAUCAAAUGGCAGCAGCAGCAGCAGCAGUAGUAGUAGUAAUUACAGCAACAGACGUUUCCACAGGAUCCAGCAUGGCCAGUGCACCUAUACCUUCAUCCUGCCUGAGGAAGAGGGAGCUGGCGGAGGCUCGUGCAAGGAGGCAAAAGCCGGUAGCCCGCAGUACAACGCCAACUCCCUGCAGAGGGACGCUCCACCACCUGAGCCAGAGUUUCCCACCCAGAAGAUCCAGCAGCUCGAGAACAUUAUGGAGAACUAUACCCAGUGGUUGCACAAGAUUGAAAACUACAUUAAAGAGAGCAUGAAGACAGAGAUGGCUCAACUGCAGCAGAGUGCGGUCCACAACCACACUGCAGCCAUGUUGGAAAUGGGCACUAACCUCCUCUCUCAGACGGCAGAACAGACGCGCAAGUUAACCGACGUUGAGACACAGGUCCUGAAUCAGACGUCAAGGCUUGAAAUCCAGAUGCUCGAAAAUUCUCUUUCCACUAACAAGUUGGAGAAACAGUUAAUGGUUCAGACCAAUGAGAUCAGCAAACUGCAUGACAAGAACAGCCUCAUGGAGCAGAAGAUGCUUGAGAUGGAGACGCGACACCAUGAGGAGCUGGAGACGCUGAAGACUGAGAAGGGGAGUCUCCAGACCUUGGUAGGGAGGCAGAGUGGGGUUAUCAGGGAGCUUGAGACCCAGCUGAACCGAGCCACGGGAAACAGCACGGCCCUGCAGCGACAGCAGCAGGAGAUGAUGGAUACCGUCCACAACCUGCUCAACCUCUGCUCCAAAGAUGGAGUUGUUCCUAACAGUACGAAGGUUGAAGAAGAGGAGAAGAAGUUCCGUGACUGUGCUGACCUCUUCCAGGCCGGCUUCCAUAAGAACGCCAUCUACAACAUCCAGCUCAAUUCCCAGGAGACCAAAAAGGUGUAUUGCAACAUGGAAACAGCAGGUGGCGGAUGGACGGUCAUCCAGCGCAGAAAUGACGGCAGCGUGGACUUCCAGAGAACGUGGAAGGAUUACAAGACGGGUUUUGGGAGCUUGUCUGCAGAGCACUGGCUGGGGAAUGAAUAUGUUUAUCAGUUGACCAGCCAGAGGCAGUAUGCCCUCCGUGUUGAACUGACAGACUGGGAUGGACACCAGGCCUUCUCUCUUUAUGACCGCUUCCAAAUUGGCAGUGAGAAACAAAACUACAGGCUGUUCCUGAAAAGCCACAGUGGGACUGCAGGCAGACAGAGCAGUCUGGUGAUCCACGGAGCAGACUUCAGCACCAAGGACAUGGACAACGACAACUGCCUGUGCAAGUGUGCGCUCAUGCUCACUGGAGGUUGGUGGUUCGACGCCUGCGGUCCGUCCAACCUUAACGGCAUGUACUUCACCCAAGGGCAGCACAUAGGGAAGUUGAAUGGUAUCAAGUGGCACUACUUCAAGGGCCCCAGCUACUCGCUACGAGCCACGGCCAUGAUGAUCCGCCCGCUGGACUUCUCAUAGUCCUCUGAACUUCUACCUUCCGUGUAGAAGGGACACUUCCCAUUUUAUCCUCUUGUCUCAUCUCAUUUUGCUGACCAUGGGAGUCGUCCAAUAAAUCUUUUCCUCCAUGUGGUCCUUCCUCCCCGAGCAGCUGCUACUGCUGUGCUUACUGUUGCUUCCUAACCUUUCCCCUCUUUGAACCGUCAUGAGGAGGAAGACAGCUGCGAGAUACACUUUUGAUUUCUGUUGGGUUUUCCCUCACCUGGAAUUUGCGCACAUUACGAGCACGGUGUGAGGUCAGCGUGAAGCGUGACGUCAAACUGCGGUCCCUCCAUUUAUACCUGGGGGCCCUUGACUCUUCUGUGGAUGUGAAGCAGCUGUCACAGAGCGGCAGUGACUCUUGAACUGCAGCACAGAGCGUUAUUAAGGACACAAAUGUGAAACGUGGCUUGUUUUUGUAAAGUAUUGCUCACAGAAUUAUGUGACUGUGUUAUAAUUUAGUACUUUUGUUAUGUAUACUCUACCCAAAGUGAGAUAAAAUUGUCUUUUGUCAUGUACAGAGUAAACCGAGUUGCUGACUUUGUUAAGGUGACCUUGUAAUCCACAUGACGACGUGUUGGUUGUCGUUACUUGCAGCGCUGGCAGUUCCACGUUUGCCGUCUUGACGUGUUGGUGUGAUUAUUUUUAGAGUUCAAAAUGUGAGGUUAUUAUUGGAUUAAAUUCUGGGCUCGGAUCAAUGUAGCUCCAUGAUUGGCUGAGAAAUGUCUUGCACCUGCCAAGAUUGGAGUUGUGCGAUCACUUUACCUCUGCUGAAUAGGAAAAACAAGGACAUUAAUUUUAUUAGCGAUAUGUCACAAUUACAUCUGUGUGCUAUGGGGGGGUGGAACAUUUUUUUUUUUUACAUUUGCAUGUACGAGUAACAGAUAUGACAUAUAUUCCUGAGUGUAAUGAUGAUGUAACACGUCAUGAGCCUUAUAUAACCACAAAAAUGCUUAUAUUAAGCUGGUGUCCCACACACAAAUAUUCAUUUUAACAGUCUCUCUAUUCCGUUUCAGUUUCUUCUUCUCCUAACUUAUGGCAAUGACGCAAGAAGCAGCUCAUCAGGACAAGUUGCAGCCAAAAUAUUUGUCAUCGACAUGAUUAUUUUAUUAUACAGUAUUAAAUUCAUGCCAGUUUCUGUUUCUCAUCAGCGCAGCUAAGAAAAAAAUAAAAAGAGCUGGAUUUGGAUAUGAACCAUGAAAUUAAUGAUUCCACCAAGUGAUCCGUGUGAACACAUACUGUAUUUCAUAACUUCCAGCUUAUAACAACAGACUCUACUGCGGAGUGUUUACCAAAGGUACAUGUGGCGAGAAGAUAAAAUGUAUCUGGAACUUGUAUAACUGCAAUUGACAUGUUUAUUAGCAUACUAUAAUUUAACAUGUGUGUAUGUAAAUCAGCUUUCCUGAGGAAAGCUACUCUUUUUUUUUUCUCUCCUGUUUUUACUCUGCCAGAAGUACAAUGGUCAUUUGAAGUUGAGCAUAAAACAUGGGAGUUAAGAUAAUAACCCUGGAGAAAUGUGCCUUUGAUAACUCUGCUUUUACCUCAUUCAAUUCUAGAUUUGCAGAUUUAUUUAAACAUCUUUUUUUGUAACAUGUGGUCAGUGUUGUGUUGCUAGAUUAAAAUAAAAGAGCAUGUGAUGCACUAAUGUUUUCAA